AGCCUAUUAAUUCCUCUCUCUUUCUCUUUAUCUCUAUCUUUCUAUCUAUAAUAAUUCUUUGUCUCUUAGGAUUACUUGCAUGAAACUUCUAAAGCAUUAUUCACUGUCAAGCCUCACAUGUUAAUUCAUAUAUGCAUGCUUGUUCCAGGUGUUUCUGCUGCUUCCACUUUCAUCAAUUGGUAGAAAGUUACUGCUUCUGCUUCCUAUGUCAUUAAUAGUAUAUAUGCUUUGAACUGUUUGAGGACCCAUCUUUUUAUACAUAUAAGGUCAUUGUGUGAAGUUAUAUUCAGAUGAAUGAAGGAGUCAGAAUCACAGCACUUGUCAAAUGAAAGUUGAGAAUUGAAUCAGUGCAGGCUUUGUGCUACAAGUUUUUCUUGACCAUUGCCAUGUGUGUGUAGAUAAAAAACAAAUAGAAAAAAUGAAGUUCAUGAAACUUGGGACAAGGCCAGAUACUUUCUACACUGAACAAGCUACCAGGACUUUGGUUUCAAAUAUAGCUGUAGACCUUGUGAUAAAAAUCAAUGAUAUUACUUAUUUGCUACACAAGCUGCAGGCUCCGCUUCUUCCGAAAUGUGGUCUUCUGCAACAACUUUGCAGUGACUUCAGUGAUCCUGAGCCUGUUUCUCUAGAGCUUCAUGAUAUACCCGGAGGCGAAAAUGCUUUUGAACUCUGUGCCAAGUUCUGUUAUGGCAUGUCAAUCAAUAUUAGUGCUCAUAACAUUGUGCCAGCAUUCUGUGCAGCUAAGUUCCUCCAAAUGAACGAAUCGAUCGAGAAGGGUAACUUUGUAGGGAAGCUUGAGGCUUUCUUCAAUUCUUGUAUUCUUGAAGGUUGGAAGGAUUCCAUUGUAGCAAUUCAGGCCACUGAUAAGUUACCACUUUGGUCAGAGAAUCUUGGAAUAAUAAGAAAGUGCAUUGAUUCAAUUAUUGAGAAAAUUCUCACACCCUCACCACAGGUUAAAUGGUCCUACACCUACACGAGGCCCGGUUAUGCUAGAAAACAGCAUCAUUCUGUCCCAAAGGAUUGGUGGACAGAGGACGUGUCAGAUCUUGGUAUAGAUCUUUUCCGGUGCAUAAUAAUGGCAAUCAGAUCAACAUAUGUGUUGCCACACCAGCUUAUUGGUGAAGCAUUGCACGUCUAUGCUUGCAAGUGGCUACCUGGCCUCACAAAUAUUAGAAGUUCAGGAAGUUCACUAGCACAGACCGAAGAAUCAAAAGCGAAAAACCAAAAAAUUCUUGAGACAAUUGUAAGCAUGAUUCCUGCAGAUAAAGGAUCGGUUUCAGUUGGCUUCUUGUUGAAACUUCUCAGCAUUUCGAGUCAUCUUGGCAUCUCGCCAACGACGAAAACAGAACUGAUAAAAAGAGCCAGCAUACAGUUUGAGGAAGCAACGGUGAGCGACUUGCUCUAUCAUUCGACCUCUUCUUCGGACCAGAAUUUCUAUGACACAGAAUUAGUCCUAGCAGUUCUUGAGAGUUUCUUCAAGUUUUGGAAGAGCAAGCCCCCUAGUGUAGUUGAUAACAGACAAUUCUUGAAAUCGGUCAGAAAUGUUGGGAAGCUCAUUGAUUCCUAUCUUCAAGUGGUUGCAAGGGAUAAUAACAUGCCAGUAUCAAAGUUUGUAGCUCUUGCUGAAGCCGUGCCGGCUAUUGGCCGAUCAGAGCAUGAUGAUCUUUACCAGGCAAUCAACAUCUAUCUUAAGGUGCAUCCUGAUCUUGGCAAGGCAGAGAAGAGGCGCUUGUGCCGGAUUCUACAAUGCCAAAGACUGUCUCCAGAGGCGCGAGCGCACGCAGUUAAGAACGAGCUUCUGCCACUAAGAACAGUGGUUCAGCUUGUCUACUUUGAACAAGAGAAAGGCUCUAACAAUAAUAAGGCAACAACAACCACAACCAUCAAUCAUCACAAGCUACAAAAAUCACAUCAUGAUUUACUUCAAGGAGCAGCAGCGAAGCGGCCGGCUGCUAAAGUCGCGUACGACACACAAUCUUUAGGCAUAAACAAAGAGGAACUCAUGAGAAGAAUGUCUCAUGCCGAGAGCAGAGAAAAGGUUCAAAACAGAAGUAAAAUAUCAGAUGGUAAAUUGGCAUUGGAGAUUGAAAAGAAGAUGGUUAUAGGAGGAGGAACAAAAGAAGAAUGUACAUCAGGGUGCAAGUUGGAAUUGGUUUCAAAGAAAAGCAUGAGAAAGGUAAGGAGUAAUAAAUCAGAACAUGGCCAUGGAAAUGGAAAAUAGAAAAGUGGUAAUCAUAAUAAUAAAUCCUUUGAAGAACUCAGAUAAAAACUCAUCUCAACCUUCCAAUAUGUUCAAUUUGUAAAACUUACCUCAAUUCUUAUUAUUUCAUUUUGUGUCAUAAAAGAAAUGUAAGAAGUGUAUGAUCCUUUGCACUUUCUAUCUCUUAUAUUAAUGUUUAUUAUUCCAA
Messenger RNA from Arachis duranensis, 2408 nucleotides. RefSeq names its product BTB/POZ domain-containing protein At5g47800. Bases 419 to 2221 code for a protein of 600 amino acids. The transcript is spliced from 7 exons. NCBI's taxonomy places the organism in Eukaryota, Viridiplantae, Streptophyta, Magnoliopsida, Fabales, Fabaceae. The record is from RefSeq and is a predicted model, not a curated record.